AUGUGUAUAUACGAAACAGUACAGAACCUUUUGUCAUUUUUUGCCAUCGAAGCCCAAUCGAUCAAGUUGUGUAGCACAUUGCAAAAAUGCCUCUUUUACAAAGACACUGCACAUCCGAACACAUAUUCGCAGCGCAGCCUCUUAGCCAAGCAAUCGCUAGCCCGAGGCUGUUUUGCUUUGUCUGAAGCAUGGACUACUUUGUCUCCAUCUCGUCCAGAAGUUCCCCCCUCAUCCCUGCCUUAG
This is a messenger RNA of Plasmopara halstedii, 243 nucleotides long. RefSeq lists its product as uncharacterized. The record is from RefSeq and is a predicted model, not a curated record. The transcript is spliced from 2 exons. The coding region runs from base 1 to 243 and encodes 80 amino acids. Lineage: Eukaryota; Oomycota; Peronosporomycetes; Peronosporales; Peronosporaceae.